Messenger RNA from Penicillium robsamsonii, 3519 nucleotides. RefSeq lists its product as uncharacterized. The record is from RefSeq and is a predicted model, not a curated record. The transcript has 2 exons. NCBI's taxonomy places the organism in Eukaryota, Fungi, Ascomycota, Eurotiomycetes, Eurotiales, Aspergillaceae. Gene Ontology annotation, molecular function: ATP binding; ATP-dependent chromatin remodeler activity. The coding region runs from base 1 to 3519 and encodes 1172 amino acids.
AUGGACGACUUUCCGUCAGGACUUUCUCGGGCUUUCGUUCCCCCGUCCAGUCCUCAACUCCAUGUGAAACUUGAAGACCCAGCGGCGACGGAUGAGCCUCCUAACUCCCACGCCUCAGAGGCAAUGGUUAAUCAUAUCGAUCACUAUAUCCCAGCCGGAGUUUUGGGUAAAUCCUCGUCCACACACCGCUAUGCGGACACCGACAUAGCUCUGCUAGAAAAACACGAAUGGAUCCGCACACGCGCUCUUGAUGACAGCGACAAUGUACAGGUUUUCGUGCUACCAGACGCACGGCGGACCCAUCUGAAGUCAAACAGCAAGCUCAUAUCUGCUCUCAAACGGGUCAUGUCCAAGCUUGACAGCUUCCCCGAAGCAUGGGACGGCGUGGUCAAUGCCCAUGCUGGUCUAUUCGCCAACACUCAACCCGAUAGCGAAGAAGAAGAAUCCCUAUAUUAUAUAUACAAUACACUGCAACAACCUAAAACAAACUUGGCCUAUGUAACAGAUCCCAACUCGCGGAUGAUCAUGGAGGAAUUGCGUGAGGGUUCAGUUCGAGGUCUUGAAACGACGCUUUAUAACUUUCAGCGCGAAUCCGCUGCUGUGAUGGUUCGGCGGGAGACACAGCCGGCGCUGGCACUUGACCCAAGAUUUCAGCGCCAACGGGGUCCGACUGGGGUGGAGUUCUAUUAUGAUAAGGUGAAGGGGAGAAUUGUGAGGAAUGAGAUAUUGUAUCCCGAGGCCUGUGGAGGGAUUUUGGCAGAGUCCAUGGGAUGCGGGAAAACCGUCAUCAGUCUUGCUCUGAUAUUGGCUACGCGAGGACAUUUCCCCAAAAUCCCGGUGGAGUAUCAAACACUCAAUACCCCCAUCAGGAACAAGACUGGAACAUUGAUGAAAAUGGCUGCUUCUGUUGCUGGUCGCUUUUCCCUUCCCUGGAAAGACUUCUUUGACCGGAAGAAAGCCAAGGGAAAACAUCAUAUCAAUUGUAUAGAGGCCUGCAUGGCCGACAGUGGCUCCUACAUUAUACCGGCUCCAAACGAACGCCAAAAGCGUGAAUCAAAGUACGCCCUGUUGGCCAGGGAAAUCUGUCUCUGUUCUGGUACAUUAGUUAUUGUCCCGGAAAACUUGGUGGACCACUGGGAACAUGAGAUUGCUACUCACACUAGCGAUCUGAACGUCCUAAUUCUGCGAAAUAAAGACAAAACACCACCAACGGACGAACUUCUAAACUUCGAUAUUGUGCUGUUCUCCAAGGGCCGAUGCAACAGAGAGAAUCCAAAAAUAGGCAAGUCUGGGCAUUAUCCUAUUGUCAAUCUUCACUGGUUGAGAGUCAUUGUCGAUGAAGGGCAUGACGUUGCCGGUAAAACAACGGAAAUGGUCGACUUCCUAAAAAAGCUGCACUUUGAGCGCCGCUGGAUUAUUUCGGGAACCCCUCUCUCGGAAUUGUAUGGAGUGGAGCUGAGCAUUGCUUCACAGGAAGUGAACACAGACGAUACUGAAUCUCCACUCAACGGUCGCGCGAUCUUGCAAAAAGCCAGAAACGCGGGCGGUGCCUUCAAGCAUGAAAUAAAAGAUUUGGAUAAAUUGGGCUUGAUGGUUCAUGAUUUCCUCGAUCUCAAGCCUUGGUCCAACAAUCGUAAUAAGGAUUGGAAAUCGGAGUGGGAUACAUACACAAGAACGGUGGGUGAAGAUGGAAUUGCUCGAAAAUCUCCAUCUCUACGUGCGACCCUCCAGAGUCUUGUUGUGCGGCACCCGUAUGAGACGGUCAAAAAAGAGAUCACUCUUCCACCGCUGUAUAACAAGGUGGUCUACCUUGAGCCAACGUUUUACGACCGGCUAUAUAUCAACGUAUUCCUUUUCACGCUCUCAGUGAACGCCAUUACAUCUGAACGUGAAGGGCCUGACUAUAUGUUUGGUGAUAACAAAGACAGCAAAUCUAAACUCACUGAGUUGAUACAAAACUUACGUCUAGCUGGAUUUUGGUGGGCUGGCUCUGAUGACGUCCAGAGUACCGUCGACAUUGCUCUGGAAUAUCUAGAAGAAAACCAAGAGAAGAUGACAGUGGUGGAUUUCAACCAAUUAAGACAUGGAAUCCAGAUCGCACGAAAGGCAAUUGGUUCUCCCGGGUGGAAUGGAUUCAAAAAGAUGCAUGAGCUUGGAGUCUUUGUUCGGCAUUUCCCAGCGCAUGCUCGCAACAUGUGGGCCCUUGAUCCCUUUGAGGCCGACCACGAGCCCUUGCUCAUGGGUAUGACCCAGGCCCGCCGCGCACAACAAUUUGUGAUGAACCAUCUCCACACUCCUGAUCCCGCCGAAGGUCUCGCGGGAGAGGGUAUCAGAGUUCGUCGGGAGGUGGUCAAACACAGCCAGACAGCUACUCUUCCUCACAGCGGUGCCCCCGAGUUGGCGAAUUCCGCAGCAAACACAUCAAGCUUGAAAAGUAAAAAGAAAAAUACAAAACAGACUUUUAAGAAGAACGUCUUCCGCUCUCUCCCGGAAACUUCACCCUUGACACAAACGAAGCUGGAAGGAGUAGCAUCAGCCAAGCUUCGAUACUUGUUAGAGCAAGUGCUAAAGUUCCAGAAGAUGGAGAAAAUCAUCAUCUUCUAUGAACACGAUAACGUCGCUUCCUGGGUCGAGCAAGGCCUGGAUCUAAUAGCAGUUAACUUCCGCACCUACGCCAGUACCACGAGCAUGGGAUCCAAUCUCAAAACCGAACAUCUACAUAGUUUCCGCCAAACCGAAGAAGUCCGCGUUCUGCUGAUGAGUGUCAGAGAAGCCUCUCACGGCCUCCACAUUCCCGAAGCCUCGCGGAUGUACAUCGUCAACCCAAUUUGGGAACGCAACGUGGAGAGCCAAGCCAUCAAACGAGCCCACAGAAUCGGACAGAAAAGACCAGUCUACGUCGAAACCCUUGUUCUGGGCGAUACUCUCGAACACCGGAUGCUCAACCGCAGCAAAAACAUGACUACCGAGGAGACAAAGCACGCAGGAGAUAACCCGCUAAAAGAUAAUACCAUGAGCGAUAUCAUUAAGAACGAGCCCUUCCUGCCUAUGCCCGACGAGGCUUCGGCUGGCAUGGCUCCGCUGACACAUCCGAUUGGGCUAUUUGAUCAGCAUAAAUUGCCGAUUCCUGAUAGCGAGGUGGACCCUGUGCGCGGACCAUUGCGGCAGCGGGGACAGCUGAAGAAAAGACAGCGGUCGGGUCCGGAAUCCGAUGCCGAUUCUGAUUUGGCUGGUGUUCAGGGGCCAUCGGCCCAGCGGCGACGGAUCGGCUUUGCCAAUCAUGAUGAAGUUAUGGGUGAGAGUGCUGUGGAUGCGCGUCCUUGGCCGCAGCAGCCUCUGCCCCAGUUGAAUGUUCCUGUGUCUGGGCCUUCGCGGGCUAGCUUUGCGGAGGGUGUGGUGGUUAUUGAUGAUAGUGGUAAAGAAUCUAGCCCAUUGCAAUAUGUGCCGAUGCACUCUGUGUCGGAUUUACCUGGGGGCGGUGUUGACAGACGAGUUUCGUUGUUCGGGCCAUUCACAUGA